AUGAUUCAUCAGUUGGCUUUAGGAGGAAGAAGCAGUGUUGACGGGACCAGAGAUAGUUUAGCAGACUACAGAAAAGUGAAGCUUAUACAAGAGAGGAUGCGGGCAUCUCAGAAUAGGCAAAAGUCUUAUGCUGAUCGGAGGCGGAAACCGUUGGAGUUUGCCGUUGGGGAUCAUGUGUUCCUUCGAGUGACUCCUACUACUGGUGUAGGAAGAGUCAUUCGUGCUAGGAAACUAUCUCCUAGGUAUCUUGGUCCGUAUCAGAUCCUACGACGUAUAAGACCGGUAGCUUAUGAGAUAGUCAUGUCACCCCGGUUAGCAAACUUGCAUCCGGUGUUCCAUGUAUAUCAAUUGAGAAAAUACGUAUCCGAUCCUUCUCAUGUGCUUGAAGUUGAGAAUGUGCAAGUCAGAGAGGAUUUUUCAGUUGAAGCGCAACCAGUAAGGAUUGAGGAGAGCCAAAACAAACAACUUAGAGAAAGAACUAUCAAACGAGUCAAGGUCAUCUGGAAUGGUAUAACAAACGACUCUAACUGGAGUUAG
Molecule: messenger RNA, 537 nt
Organism: Vigna angularis (adzuki bean)
Lineage: Eukaryota; Viridiplantae; Streptophyta; Magnoliopsida; Fabales; Fabaceae
Exons: 1
Coding region: 1-537 (178 amino acids)
Source: RefSeq, a predicted model, not a curated record